Molecule: messenger RNA, 1503 nt
Organism: Cladocopium goreaui
Lineage: Eukaryota; Dinophyceae; Suessiales; Symbiodiniaceae
Source: the annotation of a GenBank genome assembly
AUGUGUUUCUAUAAAGCAGUCCGGGAGCUGGAGGUGAGCAGCAUUCAGAAAGAAUUUCCAGAUGUGAAAGUUGCCGCUUCUUCUGCUACUUUCUUUUGGUACAAUGACUUUCGCUGCAAAUUCUCCGUGGGCAAGGAAGCUGAGAACGAGCUGCUGAACCGUUGCGCUGCUGCUAAAGUGAGCCGCACUGGCCCGGCGGACUCGCUCAAGAAUCGUUUGGUCGGCUCCUGGCUCAAAUCGUCUACUAUGGAAGAAGUUGGUGCGUAUGCCAGAAAUGUGCCUUGGAACGCUACUGCCAGCAAAGCUUCGGACACACACAAAGGUGACGACAAGGAGCUUCCCAAAGUGCACCCCGCACUGAAGGUGAACAAAAAGUCCGUGACGGUGGAGAUCUGCGGGUAUCGUUUCAAAGCUUCCAUUCCUCAAAAUGCUUGUUCACUGGAAGAUGCGAUUCGCAUGUGCGAGCAACGACGGUUAGCAGGCACGAACAAGCUCAAGACUUUCAAUGGAAUGAAACGGCAAGAGCUGCUGGAUUUGUGUACCGGGUCUUUCCUGAGCAAGAGCGGCAACAUGGACACAUUGCGGCAACGUCUGGUGUGCCAUUGGAUGUCCAAGGCCAGCCCGGGAGAGUUGAAGCUGUGGUCUGAAGGGAUUCCAUCUCCAACAGCGCUUGAGCAUACAUCUUCAGCAGCGCCGCCUCUUUCAGAGACUGCAUCUUCAGCGGCGCCUGUGGCAGCCGAGCCUGCGGCAAGUAGUGCUGGCCCUGCAUCUUCGGCAGCACCAGCGGCACAAGCAAGUUCUUCUUCAGCAGCGCCUGCGGCAGAAGUUGUUGCUGGCCAGACAUCUUCUCCUGGCGCUACACUUGCUCCUGCGACUGCUGAUCCUUGCCAGAGCGUGCUGUCGCAGUGCUUGAUGGCCUCAAACAAAGUGAAGGAUGUGUCGGAGAUGUUCACAGACUUGAGCCAAGGUCCGCAAAUAGACCCGAGCGAAAAGGAGGUGAAGAAUGCUGAGCUCAUUGCAGCUGCCGAUGUGGUGAUGCCAGUGGCCGGCAUGGUUAAGAUCCUGCAAGCUCUGCAUGAGGAAGGCAGCAAUGUUGCAUUGCUUCUGGCAGGUCAGAAGACCAUGACAUCGAAGAAGCUUACCCGGACUUACGUGCAACGCGUCCUCAUGGGACCAGAGCAGAUGUUUUCGAAGGAACUUGUGGGGGAUGAGUCAGUUGGCGGUGAGCCGCAGAAAUUGUCAGUGUGGUCUGUUUUCGUGCAAACCGGGAACCAAUUGAAUACAUCCCACUUUCUUGAAAGGCUUGGUUUACAAGAGCAGGAUGUCGUGGUAGGCAAGAUUUCCGAAACACUGCCUACUGACCUUGUGAGUGCAAAGCCUUGGGCGGAACCUGGCCUAUUGACUUUGGAUCGAGACGUGGAGGUGCGGACUAUCUUGAAGGGUCCAUAUGCAUCAUUGGGGCAAGGCUUCAGGUACUUGCCGGAUGAUGAGAAUUUUGGCUGA